AUGCCAUGCUCACGAUGCUCUGCUCACGAUGCUAUGCUCACGAUGCUCUGCUCACGAUGCUCUGCUCACGAUGCUCUGCUCACGAUGCUAUGCUCACGAUGCUCUGCUCACGAUGCUAUGCUCACGAUGCUAUGCUCACGAUGCUCUGCUCACGAUGCUCUGCUCACGAUGCUCUGCUCACGAUGCUCUGCUCACAAUGAUAUGCUCAAGAUGCUAUGCUCACGAUGCUAUGCUCACGAUGCUAUGCUCACGAUGCUCUGCUCACGAUGCUAUGCUCACGAUGCUAUGCUCACGAUGCUAUGCUCACGAUGCUAUGCUCACGAUGCUAUGCUCACGAUGCUAUGCUCACGAUGCUAUGCUCACGAUGCUAUGCUCACGAUGCUAUGCUCACGAUGCUAUGCUCACGAUGCUAUGCUCACGAUGCUAUGCUCACGAUGCUCUGCUCACGAUGCUAUGCUCACGAUGCUCUGCUCACGAUGCUCUGCUCACGAUGCUAUGCUCACGAUGCUAUGCUCACGAUGCUCUGCUCACGAUGCUCUGCUCACGAUGCUCUGCUCACGAUGCCAUGAUCACGAUGCCAUGCUCACGAUGCUCAGCUCACGAUGCUAUGCUCACGAUGCUCUGCUCACGAUGCUCUGCUCACGAUGCUCUGCUCACGAUGCUCUGCUCACGAUGCUAUGCUCACGAUGCUAUGCUCACGAUGCUAUGCUCACGAUGCUAUGCUCACGAUGCUCUGCUCACGAUGCUAUGCUCACGAUAAUAUGCUCAAGAUGCUAUGCUCACGAUGCUAUGCUCACGAUGCUAUGCUCACGAUGCUAUGCUCACGAUGCUAUGCUCACGAUGCUCUGCUCACGAUGCUAUGCUCACGAUGCUCUGCUCACGAUGCUCUGCUCACGAUGCUCUGCUCACGAUGCUAUGCUCACGAUGCUAUGCUCACGAUGCUCUGCUCACGAUGCUAUGCUCACGAUGCUAUGCUCACGAUGCUCUGCUCACGAUGCUCUGCUCACGAUGCUCUGCUCACGAUGCUCUGCUCACGAUGCUAUGCUCACGAUGCUCUGCUCACGAUGCUCUGCUCACGAUGCUAUGCUCACGAUGCUAUGCUCACGAUGCUCUGCUCACGAUAAUAUGCUCAAGAUGCUAUGCUCACGAUGCUAUAAUCACGAUGCUAUGCUCACGAUGCUAUGCUCACGAUGCUAUGCUCACGAUGCUCUGCUCACGAUGCUAUGCUCACGAUGCUCUGCUCACGAUGCUCUGCUCACGAUGCUAUGCUCACGAUGCUAUGCUCACGAUGCUAUGCUCACGAUGCUCUGCUCACGAUGCUCUGCUCACGAUGCUCUGCUCACGAUGCUCUGCUCACGAUGCUCUGCUCACGAUGCUAUGCUCACGAUGCUCUGCUCACGAUGCUUUGCUUACGAUGCUAUGCUCACGAUGCUAUGCUCACGAUGCUAUGCUCACGAUAAUAUGCUCAAGAUGCUAUGCUCACGAUGCUAUAAUCACGAUGCUAUGCUCACGAUGCUAUGCUCACGAUGCUAUGCUCACGAUGCUCUGCUCACGAUGCUAUGCUCACGAUGCUCUGCUCACGAUGCUCUGCUCACGAUGCUCUGCUCACGAUGCUAUGCUCACGAUGCUAUGCUCACGAUGCUAUGCUCACGAUGCUCUGCUCACGAUGCUAUGCUCACGAUGCUCUGCUCACGAUGCUCUGCUCACGAUGCUCUGCUCACGAUGCUAUGCUCACGAUGCUAUGCUCACGAUGCUAUGCUCACGAUGCUAUGCUCACAAUGCCAUGCUCACGAUGCUCUGCUCACGAUGCUAUGCUCACGAUGCUCUGCUCACGAUGCUCUGCUCACGAUGCUCUGCUCACGAUGCUAUGCUCACGAUGCUAUGCUCACGAUGCUAUGCUCACGAUGCUAUGCUCACGAUGCUCUGCUCACGAUGCUCUGCUCACGAUGCUCUGCUCACGAUGCUCUGCUCACAAUGAUAUGCUCAAGAUGCUAUGCUCACGAUGCUAUGCUCACGAUGCUAUGCUCACGAUGCUCUGCUCACGAUGCUCUGCUCACGAUGCUAUGCUCACGAUGCUAUGCUCACGAUGCUAUGCUCACGAUGCUAUGCUCACGAUGCUAUGCUCACGAUGCUAUGCUCACGAUGCUAUGCUCACGAUGCUAUGCUCACGAUGCUCUGCUCACGAUGCUCUGCUCACGAUGCUUUGCUUACGAUGCUCUGCUCACGAUGCUAUGCUCACGAUGCUAUGCUCACGAUGCUAUGCUCACGAUGCUCUGCUCACGAUGCUCUGCUCACGAUGCUCUGCUCACGAUCAUCUGCUGA
This is a messenger RNA of Closterium sp. Yama58-4, 2322 nucleotides long. NCBI's taxonomy places the organism in Eukaryota, Viridiplantae, Streptophyta, Zygnematophyceae, Desmidiales, Closteriaceae. The record is from the annotation of a GenBank genome assembly.